CCGAAAUACAAGAUCUGAUAUAUGAUCGUGCAUACACAUUUAAUUAUGAUAGGCGACUAUUUUUGAAUGAUGGUGCUGCACUUCAGUUGCAAUGUAUGGCUUCCGGUGUUCCAGAACCAAAAAUUGUAUGGAAAAAGACAGGGAAUGACAACUAUGUAUCUGAGGGUUCUGUUUUGGAUGUGCCAUCAGUGACCAAAUCUGAUAGUGGGUUUUAUUUUUGUGAAGCUGACAAUGGUAUAGGCGAUCCAGUGAUAAGUACAGAAUUAGAAGUUAAGGUAUUGGAAUUCUUUCCACCAAAAAUGAAGUAUACUUCGGAACCAGUUAUAACAAUAACAGAAGAAUUAAACCAUUACUGGACGAAAGUGGUUACCGAAAUGGAGGUCUUGGUUAAUGGUCUACCUCCCCCAACCGUCACAUGGUGGAAGGAGACUGAAAGCGGAAGAGAGCGGAUUAUGCGAGAAAGUACUUCUAAUCAUCGUAAUCUAAUUUAUGAGGGUUUUUUCUCUUAUCCUGAGACCGAGACAGAUCACAAGCUGAUAAUAGAAGGCCUCAAGGAGUUCCAGCUAGGCACCUAUGUUGCUAAGGCAGAAAAUAGUCUUGGUGUUGCUGAAUUAAAUUUUACAAUAAAUGCUGCUGGGACUGUAAUACAGAGAUAAGAGUAUGGACAUGCACCUUAUCACAUGUAAAUAAAAUAAAUAAACAUUACUCCAGAUGGAUAAAUGAUUCAUAAUUUGCCAUAG
This is a messenger RNA of Mytilus californianus (California mussel), 740 nucleotides long. RefSeq names its product lachesin-like. The record is from RefSeq and is a predicted model, not a curated record. The coding region runs from base 96 to 656 and encodes 186 amino acids. Gene Ontology annotation, molecular function: axon guidance receptor activity. Gene Ontology annotation, cellular component: axon; neuronal cell body; plasma membrane. The transcript has 4 exons. Lineage: Eukaryota; Metazoa; Mollusca; Bivalvia; Mytilida; Mytilidae. Gene Ontology annotation, biological process: synapse organization; homophilic cell-cell adhesion.